Messenger RNA from Colletotrichum phormii, 936 nucleotides. Its product is annotated as 40S ribosomal protein S19. The record is from RefSeq and is a predicted model, not a curated record. Gene Ontology annotation, molecular function: structural constituent of ribosome; RNA binding. Lineage: Eukaryota; Fungi; Ascomycota; Sordariomycetes; Glomerellales; Glomerellaceae. The transcript has 4 exons. Gene Ontology annotation, cellular component: ribosome; cytosolic small ribosomal subunit. Gene Ontology annotation, biological process: translation; ribosomal small subunit assembly. The coding region runs from base 116 to 568 and encodes 150 amino acids.
GCAUUUGCGCCUCUCGACCUGUUGAACGACCGACCGACCUCAUCGCCAAAUUUUAUCGCCCAGCGCCGCACCCAGUCCACCCUUCUCCCCCCAAUACCCAACCAAUACCGCAAAAAUGGCCGGUGGAAUCAACGUUCGCGAUGUCGAUGCGCAGAAGUUCAUCAACGCGUACGCCGCUUUCUUGAAGCGUCAGGGCAAGCUGCCCAUCCCCGGUUGGGUUGAUAUUGUCAAGACCGGCCCCGCCAAGGAGCUCCCUCCCCAGAACAUUGACUGGUUCUACGUCCGCGCCGCCUCCGUCGCCCGCCACAUCUACGUCCGCAAGACCGUCGGCGUCGGCCGCCUCCGCAAGGUCCACGGCUCCGCCAAGAACCGCGGUGUCCGCCCCUCCCACCACGUUGACGCCUCCGGCUCCGUCGACCGCAAGAUCUGCCAGGCUCUUGAGAAGAUCGGUGUCCUCGAGAAGGACGAGGAGAAGGGUGGCCGCCGCAUCACCCAGUCCGGCCAGCGUGAUUUGGACCGUAUCGCCCAGACCACCGCUGAGGCUGAGGAGGAGGAGGAUGACGAGUAAAUUAUUCCCUCAACACGAUUUAAAAGUUGUUUGCGGUAAAAUAAAAUGAGGUUCCGGGUCAUGGCUACGGCAAUGGGCAUUGGGUUAGGCGUCUGAAAAUGGAUUACGGGUUUCAUGAUUGCAACAUUUGGAACCACACCCAAAUUCAAGUUCCGUCUUUACCUGGUGUUUCGAUAUCUUGACAUGUAGUGUGUGUGCUACACGCCCCGCAGAAUUCACGUCGGACCUCACGUCGUCUCACUGCUGUCGCUCCUUCCCAAUGAGAUGCUGCCUCGUGAGUUGCUGCGUAUCUGCCUUGUCGUGAUUGGAUUCCAUACCCACCUCACCAACCCGUCUCUGGUGCUCAUCCACUUCCUCGCCGACAUCAC